AUGCCUGCCGAACUCGAAAGAAAGCCACUGGGAGCCGUGUCGCAGUCGCGGAUAAACCAGCUAAAGGGCCGCACUCACGGCAAAGUCGGGAAGCCUGCGGCGACGACGAAGCUCCCGUCGAUUAUGUCGAUCAUACACCAGGAGACAAGUGCUGACACGCACGCGCCUGAAACUAACACACGCGGAAGCGAGCUGGCCAGGCCGUCCAAGUCCGCGCCGGAGUGCGACUUCGACCUCAUCUCGGAGAAGCUGCGAAUCCGCAUGCAACUGGCACACUACAAGUUCAAGACCAAGCAGGGCCACCUCAAGUUCCGUCAGCUACAGCCCGCGGUCCCCGCGGUAACUCUGUCGGCGCCAGCCGAAGGGCCUCGGGACGCGUCGUCCGGCACGACGUCGCCUCUGAGUUCAUCCCAGCGGCGCUCCAAGCCCUCGCGGAGACUUGUGGGAUCCCAGGGCGCGCUACGCACACCAGUAAAGCCACGCACGCUCUCCUCACACGCUCUGGCCCCCCGGGCUGCAGCCGAGUCCGGCCAGAACACACCGAUGUCCGUUGAGGCCGCGCGCUCGCUUAUAGACCUGUUCACAAGUCAGCAUUAG
This is a messenger RNA of Lachancea thermotolerans CBS 6340, 597 nucleotides long. It is a transcript of the gene NRM1, whose product is annotated as Nrm1p. The record is from RefSeq and is a predicted model, not a curated record. The transcript has a single exon. Lineage: Eukaryota; Fungi; Ascomycota; Saccharomycetes; Saccharomycetales; Saccharomycetaceae. Bases 1 to 597 code for a protein of 198 amino acids.